Messenger RNA from Maudiozyma saulgeensis, 777 nucleotides. The record is from the annotation of a GenBank genome assembly. NCBI's taxonomy places the organism in Eukaryota, Fungi, Ascomycota, Saccharomycetes, Saccharomycetales, Saccharomycetaceae.
AUGUUGAGAUAUUGUUUGACAAGGAAUAUACGUACAAAUGUAUUAGGUGGAUUUAUAAAGCCAAACCCUAUUUUAAAUAAUAUUACAAAUGGUUAUUAUCAAUCUAGAUCAAUGUUAUCUACUUCAGAAACUAGUUCAAUGACAGAUGAAGAAGUCGAUAAAUGGCUAGAAUCAAUUCAAGAUUUACGUUCACAAUUUAAACAAUCAGGAUUUAAUCCAGAACUUGAUUUAGCUCCACCUGGUAAAGGUAAAUUAGAUUUAUUAAAAGAAUCAAAUCAAAUAAAUUCAAAAACGUUUAAACCAACUGAAUUACAACUAAAUGAAUGGGAAUCUCUUAAAGGUGUGCCAUUACCAAAGAGGCAAGAUCCGGUUUUGCAACAAAUUACAAAUAUUAUUAUGCGUGAUGGUAAAAAACAAAUUGCUGAAAGAUUUAUUUCAAGAGCUUUAUAUCUUGUCUUUUUACAAACGAGGAAAGAUCCAAUUGAAUUAUUGAAAAAUUCUUUAGAUGAAUUAGCCCCAUUGAUGAUUGUGAAAACUUUUAAUACAGGUAUUGCCAAAGCAUCCAUAAUUCCUGUACCACUAAGUAAAAGACAAAGAACAAGAAUUGCUUGGAAAUGGGUUAUCGAUGCUUCCAAAAAUAGAGCUUCAUCAGACUUUGCUGUAAGACUAGCUGAAGAAAUCGUUGCUGUAUCAAAGGGACUUGGAUCAGCUUUUGAUAGAAGAGAUCAAAUACAUAAAACAGCUAUCGCUCAUAGAUCUUAUAUUAAAUUAAAAUAA